Molecule: messenger RNA, 1510 nt
Organism: Neoarius graeffei (lesser salmon catfish)
Lineage: Eukaryota; Metazoa; Chordata; Actinopteri; Siluriformes; Ariidae
Product: E3 ubiquitin-protein ligase TRIM39-like
Exons: 5
Coding region: 170-1510 (446 amino acids)
Molecular function (GO): zinc ion binding; protein binding
Source: RefSeq, a predicted model, not a curated record
CUGUGUCUCAUUUUCAGCACAGUGAAAGGAAGUGAUGAUUAACUGAACCUACAAAGUCAUCUAUUUAGCUUUAAAGAAACCUGAAAUCAGGGUGUGAUUACUUUUCACAGAAGUGAAAUUGAAACUCUGAGCAUUCGGACGAGAGAGAACAACAACAGCAGCAAACGAAAUGGCUUCUAAGUUUUCAGAGGAGGAUUUCUCCUGUCCUGUGUGCCGUGAAACCUUCAAGGAUCCUGUUGUUCUGCACUGCAGUCACAGUGUGUGUAAAGUGUGUUUGCAGCAGUUCUGGGAAACCAAAGGAUCCAGAGAAUGUCCUCUUUGUAGGUUGAAGUCAUCUAUGGAUAAUCCUCCCAUAAACCUGGCCUUAAAGAACCUGUGUGAGACUUUCUUACAGGAGAGAAGUCAGAGAUCUUCAUCAGAGUCUGAAACAGUCUGCAGUCUGCACAGUGAGAAACUCAAACUCUUCUGUCUGGAUCAUCAACAGCCGGUGUGUGUGGUGUGUCAGAUUUCAAGAAAACACACCAACCACAAAUUCUGCCCCAUUCAUGAGGCAGUAACAGACUGUAAGGAGAAGCUCAAAACUGCACUGAAGCCCCUACAGGAGAAACUGAAGAUAUUUAAAAACUGUAAAUCGAAAUGGAGUCAGACUGCAGAACAUAUAAAGAUUCAGGCCCAACACACAGAGCAUCAGAUUAAGGAGGAGUUUGAGAAGCUUCACCAGUUUCUACGAGAUGAAGAGGCAGUCAGGAUCACUGCACUGAGAGAGGAAGAGGAGCAGAAGAGUCAGAUGAUGAAGGAGAAGAUUGAGAAGCUGAGCAAAGAUAUAUUAUCUCUUUCAGGCAAAAUCAAAGCCAUAAAAGUGAAGAUGAGAGCUGAAGACGUUUCAUUCUUAGAAGCACUGAUCCAUGUGGCAAAACAUCUGGCCAACCUGCAGUUCAGUGUCUGGGAGAAGAUGAAGUACACCGUCCAAUACACACCUGUAACUCUGGACCCCAACACUUCUCAUCCUGGACUCAUUGUAUCUGAUGAUCUGAAAAGUGUGAGACACAGCGAUGAGAAACAGAAACUUCCUGAUAAUCCAGAGAGAUUUGAUGAAUAUUGGUGUAUCCUGGGAUCUGAGGGCUUUAACUCAGGGACACACUGCUGGGAUGUUGAAGUUGGAGACUGUACGUGGUGGAAUGUGGGUGUGAUGACAGAAUAUGCUCAGAGGAAGGGGGUGAUAUUCUGCAGAAGUGGAAUCUGGUGUGUGCGGUAUUAUGAUGAUAAAUAUCGUGCAGUUUCUACACCACAUGCAUUCACUCAGCUCUCAGUAGCACAGAAACUCCAGAGGAUCAGAGUGAAGCUGGACUGGGACAGAGGAAAACUGUCAUUCUCCGACCCUCUCACUAACACACACUUACACACUUUCACACACACAUUUACUGAUAAAUUACUGCCAAUUCUAGGUGUUUUUGGUUCCAUAAAGAUCCUCCCACUUGAGUGGUCUGUAAGAGUGAAUCAGCUCAGUUAG